Lodderomyces jiufengensis is the source of this 1743-nucleotide messenger RNA. RefSeq names its product M20 family metallopeptidase. Gene Ontology annotation, cellular component: fungal-type vacuole lumen. The transcript has a single exon. NCBI's taxonomy places the organism in Eukaryota, Fungi, Ascomycota, Pichiomycetes, Serinales, Debaryomycetaceae. The coding region runs from base 1 to 1743 and encodes 580 amino acids. Gene Ontology annotation, molecular function: metallocarboxypeptidase activity. The record is from RefSeq and is a predicted model, not a curated record.
AUGGUUUUCUCAACUCUAAAAUGGUUACAUUUAUCAAUCGUUAUAGUAUUUAAUUACUUUUCAGUUGUUAAUUCUUUACAAAUACAACAUCAUAAUCAAAUCUUAUUACAAGAAGAACCCCAGAAUGAAAAACUACUCAAUUUAAAUGUACUAGAAAAUUUCAAUAUAGAUUCAAUUAAUAAAGAAAUAUGUAAGCAAUAUGACUACAAAUACCCUAAAUCAUUCAUAAAAGAUAAUUCAACAGUUUUAAAUAUCUUAUACAAUCAAACAUUUAGAAAUCAAUCAGCUAAAAAAUUAUCAGGUGCAGUACAAAUUAAAACUGAUGUAUAUGAUGAUGAUCCAACAGUUGAAGAAGAUCCAAAAUAUUGGGAUAAUAAAUUUACACCUUUUUAUAAUUAUUUAAAUAAAACAUUUCCUAUAAUUUUCAAUAACCUAGAUGUUAAAUUAAUUCAUAAACAUGGAAUUGUUAUAACUUGGAAAGGUAGUGAAUCAAAAUUAAAACCAAUUUUAUUAAUGGCUCAUCAAGAUGUUGUACCUAUUCAACCAGCAACUUUAAAUCAAUGGAAAUAUCCACCAUACAAAGGAGUUUAUGAUGGUGAAAAAUUAUGGGGUCGUGGAUCAUCAGAUUGUAAAAAUUUAUUAAUUGGAUUAUUAGAAACAAUUGAAGAAUUAUAUAAAUUUGAAUUUAAACCAAAAAGAACGAUUAUUUUAGGUUUUGGAUUUGAUGAAGAAGUUGGUGGACCAAGAGGUGCUUCUUAUAUUGCUAAUUAUCUUUUAAAAAAAUUUGGUUCAAAUUCAUUUUAUGCAAUUUUUGAUGAAGGUGGACAAAGUAUUGCUGAAGUUGAUGGUGUUACUUUGGCAUUACCUGGAACAAGUGAAAAGGGAUCUGUUGAUAUUAAAGUUGGAUUAAAUACUCCUGGUGGGCAUUCUUCAGUUCCACCAAAACAUACAUCUAUUGGAAUAAUAUCUAAAUUUAUUCUGUUAAUUGAAGAAAAUUCAUUUGAACCUAUUUUUUCACCUUUAAAUCCAACUUAUCAUGAAUAUCAAUGUGUUGCUAAAUAUUCUAAAAUUUUACCCAAAGAAAUAAAAUGGAGUAUAUUAAAUGCACAAUUCCCCAAUACUAAUAAAGUUGCAAGAGAUUGGAUUUUUAAUAAUGAAUCAUUAACUUCAAGAUAUUUAAUUUCUUCAACUCAAGCUGUUGAUAUUAUAAGAGGAGGUGUUAAAUCAAAUGCAUUACCUGAAUAUGUUGAAACUAUUAUAAAUCACAGAAUAGCUAUUGAACAAUCAGUUGAAGAAAUAUAUAAUCAUGACUUGGUAUUUUUAAAACAAAUAUCAGAUGAAUUAAAUUUAGGUUUAAUAUCAAAUAAUAAAACCAUAUUAAAACCAACAGAAAAUGGAUACUUUGAAAUUCAACAAUUAGAUGGAUUAGAACCAGCACCAAAUACACCAACAACUGGUAAAAAAUGGGAAUUAUUAUCAGGUAAUAUAAGACACGUAUAUGAACAACUUUCCCAUUUAGGUCAUACAAUUGUUGCACCAGGAAUUGCAACUGGUAAUACAGAUACUAAAUAUUUUUGGGAUUUAACUCGUGAUAUAUUUAGAUAUAGACCUGGUGCAUCUACGUCUGUAGAAAAUCAUGCUCAUGGUGUUAAUGAAUCAAUAUUAUUUGAUUCUCAUUUACAAAUUAUUGCUUUUUAUUUUGAAUAUUUACAAUUGAUUAAUGAACAAGAUUAUACUGAUUAA